Messenger RNA from Guyanagaster necrorhizus, 1182 nucleotides. RefSeq lists its product as uncharacterized. The record is from RefSeq and is a predicted model, not a curated record. Bases 1 to 1182 code for a protein of 393 amino acids. NCBI's taxonomy places the organism in Eukaryota, Fungi, Basidiomycota, Agaricomycetes, Agaricales, Physalacriaceae. The transcript is spliced from 2 exons.
AUGUCACCGCGUGGCCGAACUAGUCUUGAACCUACCUUUCUUCUUCACGCCAGUCACGAAAAAAAGAGAUGCCCAUCUCACCCACCGACCUCACACUCUGCAAUAUCCAGACACAAUGUUACCGAACGACGGUCUACUCCUCGUUCUCCGCUUGUCGACAAGGCAUUUGACCUCAAUGGAGAUGUCUCCAGCAAUCUUACCUACGGUCCUACUACUGUCUUAGGGAACAAGAUCAAUACCAGUCCUAGUCACAAGCUUCCAGAGAUAUCACCAUACCAUCUCCUUCCCCCUCUCCCUCCAUCUUCUUCUCUGGUAUCGACUCUGCUUGAUAUCAACUUCCAGUCUUUUGCUUUUUCGACUGGAUUUCCGACGUCACCCCCUCCCGUACAAUCAUCGCCACCCAUUUCACCGUCUCCGGGGAGCCGAAGAAUUAACACGCCUGCUACAGACAAUUCUCUUUUCCACAUGCCUGCCCUGAGUCAUCCCAACAGUCCCUAUGUUCCUUGGGAAUCUCCCGUUCGUCGCGAGAUCCUACGACCGUUAACACCCUCUUCCUUUGUAUCGCAUUACUCCCGUCCUCUUUCACGGAGCGGCGCCCGAGCGCCCGAGCCACCGGAAACUGAGGAGGGACCUUCGCUGCAACGCGCAACACGGAAAUUGCACAAAAUCUCCAAAAGCAUUCUAAAUUUACGACAGGCAGUGAGGAAUGUUGCUCAAGUCACCAAAAGGUUCAAAUUCGCCCCAAAACGAAGGUCCGUUGAUCAGCAGCCUGACCCACCGGACCUCCCUGAAACGCAUUGGCAGUCGGACCCACUGCUUAUUGCUCGGCAUCGACCUCGAUUGGCCCCACCUUCUCCUUCGUCUGCGUCAUUUGACUCCACAAAUACCAAUUCGCUUGCUGCGUGGUUAACUGCACGACAGUGUGAAGCGAAAGAGUGGAAUCUGGACGCGCAGAGGGGUGUUGCAUUGGAAGAAUAUGAUCGAGCCGGUAGCUGGAUCAACCUACCUGCCAUGGGCGUAUCAGAUGAUUCGCCUCCAAGUCCGGUUUGCGGAACACUUGAGUCUGGUAUCUGGAGACGAUUGGAAUUCGACAUGUCUCCUCUCCUAUCAACAAGUCCAUCGCCACACAUUACUGCGCCCCGUGAGCUUCUACAGUCACUACCUAUUUUCCCCCAAGACUAA